Molecule: messenger RNA, 405 nt
Organism: Lipotes vexillifer (Yangtze River dolphin)
Lineage: Eukaryota; Metazoa; Chordata; Mammalia; Artiodactyla; Lipotidae
Source: RefSeq, a predicted model, not a curated record
AUGGACUCACAAGCUUCCGAUCAAGGCGUACAAGAGGCGAGCGCGAGGGGCGGAGCCUGCCUGGCGAGCGCGGGGAAUGCGCGGUGUGAGUGCCCAGGAGAAAGGCGCGCGCUCCAGUUCCGGGUCAGGCCCUUCGCCCUCCUCCCUCGCCCUCUGGCCUCCGGCAGGGCGAGUAGCAGCGGCGCCGGGGCGGCGGCGGCGAAUCUGAAUGCGGUGAGGGAGACCAUGGAGAAAUCUCUGCUUGAGAUUUCAAGAAUUUUGAAUACUGGAUUAGAUAUGGAAACUCUGUCUAUAUGUGUAUGGCUCUGUGAACAAGGAAUUAACCCAGAAGCUUUAUCAUCAGUUAUUAAGGAAUUUCUCAAGGCCGCUGCAGCAUUAAAGGCUGCUGAAAAUAUGACGACCUGA